Cuscuta europaea is the source of this 2431-nucleotide messenger RNA. The record is from the annotation of a GenBank genome assembly. NCBI's taxonomy places the organism in Eukaryota, Viridiplantae, Streptophyta, Magnoliopsida, Solanales, Convolvulaceae.
AUAGCCCGUGACCCGGACCCGGAGAGCCGCCUGACCCGGUCAUGGUUUCGUCUUCUUAGACACCGCUACUUCCGACGAGCUCGGUACCAGAUCACAUGAUACGGCCUACCUUGUGCGGUGUUCUUCAUCGUGGCCAUGGCCGUCGUGUCCUUUGUAGUUUAUUUAGGCCACAACCUGACCAUUAAUCUCAACACAUCUCUUGCAUUUUCUCGUCAAUUAUCAACCUAAACUAAUGGUUCUGUCCGGUAUCAUUGAAAAAAUAGGAGACUAGGAGGGUCGGAAACCCCAACGACAAUCCUUUCCAUUCCCACCCCCGUAAGCAAAUAGGUUGAAAGAUACCAGUUGACCGAAGGAAGACUGGGAGACGUCGAUGGUUAGCGGCAUCAUCCAAAAUUUAUUCCGAAUCUUGCUUAUCACGGGAAUUCAUCAAUGCAUACAUCAUCUUACAACACUAGACGACUGACCCCUAACGAAUGAGACUGUCCGGUUUGACUAACACCUGAACAAAGCAGUGUAUCUCGUGACCACUACCAGCGGUGAGAUGGUGUGAAGGAGCUGAAGGGGUUCAUGCUAUAGGUGCUGGAGUGAAGUCUCUUUCCCUAGGAGAUUGGGUUAUUGCCUUUCCACCAACUCCAGGCACAUGGCAGACUUAUGCUUUAGAAGAACAAAGUUUCUGGUAUAAAGUUGACAAAAGCACACCAAUGGAGUAUGUUGCCACUCUAUUGUUAAUCCAAUGACUGUCUUGAGAAUGCUCGAGGACUUUGUUGCAUUAGAAUCAGGUGGCAGAUGGUACCAAAACAAGAAGGAAUGAAAAACAUCACAUACCUUCGCAGUUUGUUUGGGCACAUAGAGAAAAGAGGGAGGGCAAUACAACUACCGGUAUGUGCACUUUGGGAAAGAGGACUUCCCGUAGACAAGGAAUUCAUCUGUAAUUGACAAGAAUACACAUUAGGAACCGACACACAAAAGAACCCACACAAGCAUGCAACACAGAGAUGGCACACAAGCGUUAGUUCUGUGGAAAAAAUAAGUUAGGUAAGCGAUGUGGCUUAAUAUGAAACAGAAAGCACAGUGAAUGUACAUGGGUUAUCUGAGUUGUUGCAAUAACCAGCGGGUGUUCCAGCUACGUUCAGAGAGAAGCCUUCCUUGUCAAACAUCAACACUUUAAACGUGAAAUUACCAAUGUGCCUUAGGAGAACAUAUGCGCUGAAUUCAAUAUUAUUUUCUAUAAACAAUUCAGCAAAUCUAUCAGAGAAAGAGCAAUCGUCAACUUUGACAGUCCAUGAGGUGGCUCCAUAUAUAAGGUGAAUGUAAGGCUUGAUAUGUUCAAACAGAUGCCUAUGCAUACAGUCCGGAAUUUUCCGGACAAUAAAGUGAAAAGAGAAACAACAGUAGUGCGAAUGGGCACCAUCAAGAAACAAAAUAAUCAAGAGUAAAUGAAUGAAUGUGAAGCAGGAAGCGUCAAACAAGUUCGAUGUCACGAGUGUUUAGGAGAAACCUAACAAUAGUGAACUGUAGCACGUCGGAUAAUUGGAACGAACCUGUUAUCGAGCAUGCUAUGAAGUUUGAACAAUAACAAACAAAAUAGAAAAAAUGCUCAAAGACUUUAAAUGUACUCAUUUUCUAAAAAGGAAGAAAUGGCGCAUAUAAAUCGCAAAAGAAAAUCAACCUACAAUGAGAGACAUCGAUGGGUCUCGUCGCACAAAUGGCUAAAUUUGUGCUCAAUUUCUGCUUUGUUCCUGAAGUUUGUUGGCAAGAGCUUGAAACACCUCGAAGCUCGCAAGAAUUGCUUCCAAUCUUGGCUUGUCUCACAGUCACACUCUUCUGCAUUUGUCUGGGUAACAACAACAACCAUAAUUUUCCUGUCGUGCACUGUGUUCAUAAAAUACAUAAGAGUCUCAUUGCUCGAAGGAUGCUUUGCACUUUCGACGGAACAUUUGAUGAACAAAUCCAUAAAACCCGUGAACAACAAACAAAUGAGUACAAUUAAUGUAUGUAUAGAGCAUGUGAGUUUGGAAAUGAAAUCAAGGAGUGUAAGAGAGACAAUAGCAACACACUGUUUGAGUAACCUUUACCUGAGAAUGACUGGAUAGAGAGGCGUGCAAAAUCACAGCAACAAAGAAACCAAAGAAAAUCAAACUUAUGGUUGCAAACAAAAUCAAGAAGUGUAAGAGAAGAGAGACAAUAGCAACACAAUGUUUGAGAAAACUUUACCAGAGAAUGGUUGGACAGAGAGGCGUGUGAAAUCACAACAAACUUUACCUGAGAAAAUUGACGAUAAGGUGUGUUGGUUCUAAGCGACGAUGGUUCGCAUGAAAGGAAGCGGGAGUGCAGCGGUAGAGAGAUGAAGAGACGUGUUGGCAGUUGGUACGGACUAAUAAACAGCAUUGGACGAUGCCUUGUAUUUGUUGAUUAAUUAAUAGAACUAAAC